AGCCAUAACGACCUCAGUCCCCGCUCUCUUCUUCGUCUUCUCCAUUCUUCAGCGCGCAGAUCAUGUCUUCGAAAGAUCAUCCAGACGAAGAAAAAUCUGUGGAGCCAUCUGAUAUGGCCGUUGAUGCGCAGGUCGACGACAUUGCAGAUACUGAAAUGUUACAACCUACUGCGGAGUUUGGGGGUCUGCAAUUAACAGAAGAUGAAUUGCAACCUGAAACUUCCGGAGCUGCAAAUCAGACAGUCAUUUACAACUGGGAGAUUAGAAAUUUUAGUCAGCUGGGUCCAGAGAAGGUCAAGUCGGAGUCGUUUUCAGCUGGCGAUGUGAAAUGGAAAAUUCUUCUAUUCCCUAAAGGGGAUGGAACAGACCACUUGUCUCUGUAUCUGGAAUCUGAAAAUACAAAGAGAUUUCGAUGUUUAGAUUUUCGACUGACUGUGAUCAAUCAAAUUGCCAUCCUUAGAUCGGCGGUGCGAGAAUUAAUAGGCGAAACCAUUAGAGAUAGAUGCUUGGGUUUCAAAUGCUUUAUGCCUCUCGGUGCACUGCUUGAUCCCGCACGAGAUUUUCUUGUGGAUGACAUUCUGAAAGUCAAAGCAGAGGUCGUUAGCUGCAAAAAAGAAGAAGAUUCUUGUGACAUGGAAAAGGAGAAUGGUUGUGAGGAGAACGAGGUAAAUUCGGGUCAUGCAACAAAGGAGGAUCCUGAUGAGAGGAUCAAGAAAGGAGGAGGAAUAAAUGACUCAGGAAAGGAUUCUGGGUAUCUGGGUAUGGGGAAUCUAGGAGCUGAGCAUCAUGAUAAGAAAAAGAAUAGCAGCUAUCUGGGAAUCAAGAAUCAGGGAGUUACUUGUUAUAUGAACUCUGUCAUCCAAACUCUCUAUCACAUUCCUUCUUUUAGAAAGGCUGUAUAUAAAAUUCCCACGACAAAAGAUGAGAAGCCGUCGGAAAGCACCCCACUUGCAUUGCAGAGAUUAUUUUACAAUCUACAGUUUGGUAAAACCUACGCUUGUACUAUGGAGCUAGCGAAAUCUUUUGGAUCAAGAUGGCAAUCUUUUAUGAUGCAAGACGUAAGCGAGUUUCGCAGAUUCUUGUCUUCACAACUUAAAGAGAACAUGAAGAGGAGAUCACGCAAUGUCCUAGAAGAGCUGUUCGAAGUGCGCUACCUGGAAGCCAUAGAAUGUCUUUUUGUGGACUAUAAAUCAACAACACUGGGCAAAGCUUACGAGCUCAUUCUUCCUGUUAAAGAUAGUUCUGGGGUUUAUGCUACCUUUGAUGAUAUGGUGAGGCCUCAGCCACUUGAUGUGAAGUAUCAGGCAGGAACCUUGUUUGGAAGGCAGGAAGCUCAAAGAAUUAUGAAGUUCACUCAUUUACCUCCUGUUCUCCAACUUGAAUUAAAGCGGUUUACUCACGGUGAAAACGGAAAUACACAUAAGAUUAAUGACUACUAUGAGUUCCCUUUAGAACUUGACCUUGAUCGAUGUGAUGGCAACUAUCUUGCACCUGAAGCGGACAAGAAUAUUCACAAUCGUUACAUACUUCACAGCGUUUUGGCUCACAUUGGUGAUAUGAAUGUUGGACACUAUUAUGCAUUUAUCAGACCUACACUCUGUGAUGAAUGGUACAAGUUUAAUGAUGAAACUGUAACUAAAGAAGAUGGCCGGAACGCAAUAGAGGGCCUAUUUGGUGGCAAUAACAAGGGAAUUACAGUAGCAAAUGCUUAUAUGCUCGUGUAUGUUCGUGAGGAUGAUAAGGAUAAAGUAAUGUGCAGUGUGGGUAAGGAGGAUAUCCGUCAGCAUCUAGAGGACAGAUUUUUGGAAGAACAGACUAAAGCUAACCGGGUAGCAAAACAAUUAGAUUAUGAAGAUCAAGUAGAGGCUGUGCACUUCCGAUCUGUAGCAGAAUCUCGAGAUGAAUUUACUCUAUAUUUGAGCCUUUCUCUUUCAUACGAUGCUGUUGUCGGAAGAGUUGCUCAGUAUCUUGGGGUGGAUGAUCAUUCUAAAAUCCAGCUAACGUGUCACGACGUUCACACUCAGAAACCUAAUUUUGAUCCUAUUCGGCCAAGCAUUGCAUUUAAUCUACAUAAAAUGCUGCACCUCAGCAAUGAGGUAAAUCAUUUUUCGAAUAUUCUUUAUUACAAAUUGCUGGCUGUCCCUUCGGAAGAAGCCGAAGGCUUCAAAACACUCAUAAUAAAGUUUCACCUUCCUGCUAUAAUGGAUAAAGUUGAAUGUCAGGUAGAGCCACAUACCAUGAGCAUGCGAAAAUCGGGCACUGUCAAUGAUUUGCUCGCCGAUCUGAAAUCCAUGGUCGAUUUGUCUUGUCCGGAAGCAAAGCUUCGGAUGUUCGAAGUUUUCUGCCACAAAAUUUACAAGGUUUUCUCUCCCGAGGAAAAGAUUGCUGACAUAAACGACCAGUAUAUGACACUCCGAGCAGAAGAGGUUUCAGAAGAAGAGCAGAACCUUGGUCCAAAGGAUCGCCUGAUUCGUGUAUACAACUUUAAGGAUGCAAAGCAAGUAAAGGUGUUUGGAGACCCCUUUCUCUUGGCGAUUCACGAAGAAGAAAGAUUCGCAGACAUCAAACCACGAUUGAAGAAGAAAGCAGCUGUAUCAGAUCCAGUAUUUGCCAAAUGGAAAUUCGCGUUCCUUGGACUCGGUAACCCAGAAUAUCUCGACGAUUCCGACGUUCUUAUCCGCUACUUUGAGCAAGAGGAGAAGGAUACUUCAGUUGCCUGGCAACCGUUUCUCGGAAUACAUCACCCUGACGAUUCCUCAAUGGAUGUUGAUUAACCGAAUUCGGAGCACUCUCUAGUACGAGGAUUCGGAAUCACAAUCUAUGGUGACCCUGUUCCCUGUGAGAGUUGCGGCGGAAAUGGCGGAACGAAGUGCGUUUUCUGCCAAGACGGGAAGAUGAAGAUGGAAUCCGGCG
This is a messenger RNA of Tarenaya hassleriana, 2913 nucleotides long. RefSeq names its product ubiquitin carboxyl-terminal hydrolase 12-like. Bases 63 to 2774 code for a protein of 903 amino acids. The transcript has 27 exons. Lineage: Eukaryota; Viridiplantae; Streptophyta; Magnoliopsida; Brassicales; Cleomaceae. Gene Ontology annotation, molecular function: cysteine-type deubiquitinase activity; protein binding; cysteine-type endopeptidase activity. Gene Ontology annotation, biological process: regulation of protein stability; protein deubiquitination. Gene Ontology annotation, cellular component: nucleus; cytosol. The record is from RefSeq and is a predicted model, not a curated record.